AUGGUAAAAGUAGAAGAGCAGACUAUAGAGCAAUUACGUGAAGAACUUCGUCAAGUUCGAGAGGAAAUUGUUCGCUUGAAAACACAAGCAUUAGCUGAUAUAAAUGAACUCAAGCUGAAGUUUGAAGAAUAUAUUGACAAACAAAAAGAAUAUGAACUUGCAGUAGAGGAUCAAAAUUCCCAACGAGAGGAUCGAGCUUCAACGCAAUUUGGUUGGGGUCAGGCAGUAAAUUUCAUACCUAUUUUUUCACAUGCUUAUAGUUAUGGUGCAAAUAAAUCCAAUGAAUUAGUGGAGAAGGAACAAAAAAAUCUUCGUGAGACUCUAAGUAAAACAACCACUGAACAAUUUCAGGAAGUUCGGAAAUUAUUUAAUGAUAUCAAAGAAAGAGACUGCUAUAAACAAGGAAAUAACUUUAUACUUACAAACACAUUCUAA
Ambispora leptoticha is the source of this 435-nucleotide messenger RNA. The record is from the annotation of a GenBank genome assembly. NCBI's taxonomy places the organism in Eukaryota, Fungi, Glomeromycota, Glomeromycetes, Archaeosporales, Ambisporaceae.